Molecule: messenger RNA, 4779 nt
Organism: Amblyraja radiata (thorny skate)
Lineage: Eukaryota; Metazoa; Chordata; Chondrichthyes; Rajiformes; Rajidae
Gene: lrig1
Product: leucine-rich repeats and immunoglobulin-like domains 1
Exons: 19
Coding region: 265-3528 (1087 amino acids)
Molecular function (GO): protein binding
Source: RefSeq, a predicted model, not a curated record
GGGCGGGACCAGGGCGGGCGGGCGCUGCAGCGCGGGUCGGCGAGAGCCGCUUACAGUUGGCGAGGUGGCUCGACGCGGCGGGGCGGCCGUCUACGGCGCUCCUCACAUCGGCCUUAAAAAAACCGCAUUUAGAGGCUUCGGGACUGCUGCCAUCGAUCGACUGACCGACUGACCGACUAAUCGACGGCUGGGGUUUUAGUUUGUUUUGAAAUAAAGUGUAUAUUCUAUUAUUUUCCUCCUCACACCGUCUCUCUUCGCCUCAAGAUGGCGGCGCGGCGCUGGCUGGCGGCGCUCAUGGUGCUGGCGCAUUCGAGCUGCUGCCUCCUCCUCGCCGCCGCCACCUCCUCUGAUCCCGAUCGCGAUCGCCAUCCACCUCGGGCCGGCUCCCCCACCCGCAGCCCCGUCGCCCUGCCUCCCUGCCCGGCGGGCUGCAGAUGCAGCGGGGAGCAGCUGGACUGCAGCAAACGAGCCUGGACGAGCAUCCCCCCUCAGCUGCCCGCCUGGGUCGUCUACCUAAAUUUAAGUUAUAAUAAACUGACCUCAAUCGAUCCCACUGCUUUCACAGAAUUGCCCAAACUACUUGAAGUGCGGCUUGAUCAUAAUGAGUUGACUGCGAUCCCCGAGAUGGAACUUGCUUCAGCCCACCUGGUCCAUCUAUAUCUACAUCACAACAAAAUCCGCACCAUUGAGGCAAAUCAUUUGAAGCUUUAUGAGUCCCUAGAAACAUUGGACCUAUCCUACAAUGAAAUAACUGAAAUCCGAAAUAAUUGUUUUCCACAGCAUCUCAAACUUAAAGACUUAUAUCUGGGUAAUAAUCGAAUAAAUAUUGUGGAACCUGGCACAUUUGAUAAUUUGUCGAGCACCUUACAAGUUCUUCGGCUAAGCAAAAAUCGAAUUUCGCACCUGCCUGUCAAGGUCUUCAAGCUACCACAUUUGGUUCAACUUGAACUGAACCGGAACAAGAUACAUCUCAUCGAUGGGCUAACAUUUCAUGGACUAGACAGCUUGGAAGUCCUUAAGCUGCAGCGGAAUAACAUCAGCAAGCUCAUGGAUGGAGCCUUUUGGGGUCUUGCCAAGAUGCAAGUUCUGCAUUUGGAUAACAACAUCUUGAAUGAAGUGACAAGUGGCUGGCUUUAUGGACUGUCUUCCCUGCAGCAGCUUUUCUUGAGCUACAACAGCAUCUCUCGAAUAAACCCUGAUGCUUGGGGAUUCUGCCAGAAGCUAGUAGAACUGAAUCUUUCACACAACAAUCUAAUGAGAUUGGAUGAAGGAAACUUAGCGGGACUGAGUGGACUGCAGAUUCUGCGCCUAAGCCACAACUCAAUAAAUCAUAUUGCAGAUGGAGCUUUUAAAGGAUUAAGAAAUCUACAAGUAUUGGAAGUGGACAAUAAUGAAAUCUCAGGGAUAAUAGAAGAUACAAAUGGGGCCUUUUCUGGCUUGGAUAGUCUAAGCAAGCUGACACUGUUUGGAAACAAGAUCAAAUCUGUGGCCAAAAAAGCUUUUGUGGGGCUGGAGGCCCUUGAACACCUAAAUCUGGGGAAUAAUAUGAUCCGAUCUAUUCAAGGAGAAGCGUUUUCCAGAAUGAAGAAUCUAAAGGAAUUAUAUAUGAACUGUGAUAGUUUUUUGUGUGAUUGCCAAUUAAAAUGGCUGCCACAAUGGCUCUUAGGAAGAGAUUUCCAAUCAAAUGUAGUUGGCACAUGUGCUCAUCCAGAAUCACUAAAAGGAAAAAGUAUCUUUAUUGUGCCUGCAGAAAGUUUUGUUUGUGAUGACUUUCCAAAGCCUCAGAUCAUUGUUCAGCCUGAGACCACCAUGGCUAUGCUUGGCAGAAAUAUUCAUUUUACUUGUUCAGCUGCAAGCAGUAGCAACUUCCCAAUGAUAUUUGCCUGGAAAAAAGAUCACGAGAUUCUACACAAUGCCGAGAUUGAGAACUUUGCACACGUUCGGGCAAAGGAUGGUGAAGUAAUGGAAUAUACCACCAUUCUUCAUUUAAGAAAUGUGAAAUUUUCAGAUGAAGGAAAAUAUCAGUGUAUGAUAACUAACAACUUUGGCUCGACUUACUCUACUCGAGCCAAGCUUACAGUUAACGUGUUGCCAUCAUUUGUUAAAAUGCCAAGAGAUAUAACUAUCAGAACAGGAGCCAAUGCUCGGCUCGAAUGUGCGGCUACUGGCCACCCUGCUCCACAGAUUGCAUGGCAGAAGGAUGGCGGGACAGAUUUUCCUGCAGCCCGUGAAAGGAGGAUGCACGUGAUGCCUGAAGAUGAUGUUUUCUUUAUUGUGGAUGUAAAAACUGAAGAUAUGGGAGUUUACAGUUGUACAGCUCAAAAUAUUGCAGGGGCAAUAUCUGCUAAUGCAUCCCUCACAAUAUUGGAAACUCCAUCAUUGAUUUAUCCGCUUGAAGAUCAAACAGUAGUGAUUGGGGAAACUAUUGCUCUGCAGUGCAUGGCAUCGGGAAGCCCUUCUCCACGAAUAACCUGGUUAAAGGGCGAUGAACCCCUCGUGGUUACACAGAGGCAUCACUUCACGCCUGGAAACCAACUGCUGAUCAUACGGAAUGUGGUGUCGGACGACGGGGGCAAAUAUACAUGCGAGAUGUCCAAUCCACUGGGCACUGAACGAGCUCACAGUCACCUCAGCAUUUUGCCGUCGUCGGCUUGUGUGGUGGGACGAAACAAACAGGAUGCAACGAUGACCGUGGGCAUUGUCAUCAUUGCAGUGGUCUGCAGCAUUGUCAUCACCUCUCUGGUUUGGGUAUGCAUCAUCUAUCAGACCAGGAAGAAGAGUGAAGAAUACAGUGUGACAAAUACAGAUGAAACCAUCGUGCCGCCAGAUGUACCCAGUUGCCUCUCCUCACAAGGAACACUCUCUGAACGCCAGGAUACUUCUCUCAGGGUGGAUGGGAGCAGCAAUUUGCAACUAGCAGCAGCAAUGCCCAGCAGACAUACAGAGAGCAAUGGUAUAUGUCGGACUGAUGCUGGAAACUAUGCAGAUGUGGACAAUCACAAUAUUUCCUAUUGGAAAGCAAAGCAUUGUGUUGGAUGCAAUAUUAAAGAUAGAUGUAAACAUGCAACAGAAGGAAGACUGUGCCCAGAAAAUCCAGGUUUGUUUGAUGUCCAACCCAUAGUUUGCAUGGAUCAGUUUGAUAAUGCCAACACUUCAAGCCCUUAUGGAAGUACGGAUUAUUCUCCUGAAGAUGCUAAAGGACAGAAUAUAAUCAAUGGAGGAAUUUUUAAUCAUCCAUGCAAUGGGACUUUCAGUAGCAUGAAGGAAAGGCAAGGGCCUGUUUAUCCCAGCAACCACGAUAGGAUGCCCCAAAAUCUACAGGUUGUAAAGAUUGUUGCCAAUAAAGGUACAUCUUUCCAACCUGUGCAGUUGACUCAGGAACUUCACAAUCCUGAACAUCUUCCAUCUUUGGAGGCCUCGGGCAAUCCAGCAUUGUUGUGUGAGAGACCUCGAACUUUAUCGCGCAGUGACUCUGAAGUUGACACCAAACAGACUUUGCUACUUAAUGGGCAGUUGCUACAUUCAUGAGACUUCACCUGAAAAGCAGAAGUAGUUUGCAGAAGAAUGCAAAUGUACACCUGUGCACUGAAAAUGUUGUCAGCUUUUUGUUACUACCUCACCACCUUUAGCUACCUCUCCAAGAUGAAGAGAUGUGGCAGGACACAGCUUGUAUAGGGGAAGACCUGUACGAGCGUUCUUUAACUGUGUAUAUACAUUUUUUUAAGCUUCCUUGGGAAGAAUUAGUAGCUCGGCAAUUUACUUGCUUCUGAAGCGUGUAAAUGCGGGGAAUAAUAAUGUACAAAGGAAUGUUUUGUUUUAUAUGUUUGUAUAUAAGAGUUUCUUAUGUAUCUUUUGCAGAAGAUAUUUUAAACCUAUUUAGUGCAUGAAUAACAUGAACUUUAAGAAUUUUUGAAAACUCGUUUGGUUGCUGUUUUUAAAUUUUGUAAAACCCUCUGGUGCCUUAUUACAAGAGGUUAUAAUGAAAGUAACAUUGCUCAGAUAAAUCUACUUACCUUUGUUCUAAAUGGCUUGUUACAAUUAACGUCGACAAAACUUCUGGGGAUUGCACACAUUUGAUAAAGGAUCUAAUUUACCAUAGGCAUUUUUGGAGUUUAAAAAAACAUAACUUUUCAGUAGCAGUUACCCAAGUUUCCCAUAGAAAUAUUUCAAAUUACAGAAAAGUUACCCAGAGCAGCAUGAUUACAGAACUCAAACAUGAUAGCAGAAUUUGUAUUGUCACUCACUAUCUGCCAAUGGGUCACUGGUAAAAGUUGAAAAUGCAUCUUGUUUAUAAACUACUUGUUUGUUCACUUGAAGUCUUCUCAUGAGCUGUUGAGCAGUAUCCUUCCAUAUGGGUAAUUUGAGAAAUUGCUAGACUGUGUCAAGCAAAAUGGCAUUUGAGGUAAAUACUGCUACAAUAGUCUGAAUUUGCAAGUUUAUUUAGAAAUUAUGAACGCUGCACAAUUUGGAGAUUGAACUAAGGAUCUUUAGUGUGCAACUUUAUAAUUUAAACCUGAUAACUUACCCUUGCCUACAUAUUUCUGUUGAAACUGCUUCAGAGACACCAAGUAAAAUGACUAUGUCAGUAUUUCCUUUUAUAUGUUACCAGAAAGGACACGGCAAAGCUGCUUAAUGGAGGCAAAUUGAGGAAGUGUUACUUUUCUGCACAAAUAUUUAUUUAUACAAUUUGCUAAAAAAUAUACAUAUUACAGAAAUGUAAAAUAUAGAAAUGUCUAACAAAAUAAUUGAAGGUUCUAAUAAAAAUCAAUUUAUAUUAUA